Nothobranchius furzeri (turquoise killifish) is the source of this 4456-nucleotide messenger RNA. RefSeq names its product zinc metalloproteinase-disintegrin-like protein H4 subunit A. Gene Ontology annotation, biological process: regulation of cell-cell adhesion; inflammatory response; proteolysis. NCBI's taxonomy places the organism in Eukaryota, Metazoa, Chordata, Actinopteri, Cyprinodontiformes, Nothobranchiidae. The record is from RefSeq and is a predicted model, not a curated record. Gene Ontology annotation, molecular function: metalloendopeptidase activity; cell adhesion molecule binding.
GGGCCUCAGCGAUGAUUCACGGCACAGUAACGGGACAGGAGACCGGACACGCCGAGCUCACGGUGAACAUGUUCCCGUGGCUGGUCUGGGUUUGUUUCGCACAGACUUCAGGCCUGUUGUCUCAUGUGCAACAAUAUGAGGUUGUUCGACCUCAAAGACAUCAAGAGAGACGAACCAGGAGUCUUCUGAAGGACCAGCUUUAUCCCGAGAAAGUUCAGUACGACUUGAAAAUCGAAGGGAGAAACCACACCAUUAACCUGGAAAAAAACAGGAAUCUAAUAGGGGAACGCUACAUAGAAACAGUUUAUUCUGAAGAUGGUAAAAGGAUGACAGGAUCGCCAAGUCAGGAACACUGUUUCUACCAUGGGCACGUCCAAGACCAGGUCGACUCCUCCGUCAGUGUGGGGAUCUGUUCAGGCAUCAGAGGCUUCCUGAGAGUCCAGCAGCAGGUUUACAUGAUAGAACCUCUGGGACGAACUGAUGAUGAAGAUCAUGCAGUUUAUCGAUGGGAGCAUCUGAAGGUCGGCGGCCAGCUUGGCUGUGGCCCCUCCUCCUUGCUGUAUGACCAGAACCAGAACCACAACCAGGACCGGGCCCCUCAGCAUGCUGGCCUCUUCACGUCCAGAUCAUGGAAUACUAAACCUCUGCCGGGUCCUGAGAGGUUUGUUGAGCUGGUUGUGGUGGUGGACAACACCGAGUACAAACUUUAUGGGAAAGAGACUAAGUCUCGUAUCCUUGGAGUUGUGAAUCACAUGGAUAAGCUUUACCGCCCCCUGAACAUCCACAUAGUGCUGGUGGGUCUGGACAUCUGGUCGUACAAAGAUUACAUCCAUGUGGAUGAAAAGCCAGAAACCACCUUGGAUAAUUUCCUGUUGUGGCGUAAAGCUGAGCUCCUGCCGAGGAUGAAGCACGACAACGCUCAGUUUGUGACGGGUAAAAAAUUUGCCAAUGGCACAGUUGGACUAGCAAAUAAGUUUGCCAUGUGCACAGAAAACUCAGCUGGAGUCAGUCAGGACCACCUGAGCAACCCUCUGGGCCUUGCCUCCACCAUUGCCCAUGAGAUGGGACACAACUUUGGUUUAUCCCAUGACUCCGCAAGCUGUGUGUGUGGUCCGUUCCAAAGCAGCACAAAUUGUGUGAUGACUGAAAAGCUCGAAACAGCAAAUCAAGCAUUUCCUGAGUUUUUUAGCAACUGCAGCUUGCAGCAGCUCUCUGAAUUCAUGGCCCGAGCUCAGCCCAGCUGCCUCCACCAACCCAUCCUGGUCAGAACCAUCGCUGCGGGCCCCCUCUGCGGGAACGGCCUGCUGGAUCCCAGAGAGGAGUGUGACUGUGGCACAGAGCAGGAAUGUGACAAUCCAUGUUGUGAUGCGUCAACAUGUCGCCUAACUGAAGGAUCUGAGUGUGCUCAUGGACAGUGCUGUGAGCAGUGCAAGCUUAAAGCUUCGGGCACAGUGUGCAGGGGUUCUGCAGGGGACUGUGACUUGCCUGAGUACUGCACCGGAGAAUCACAGGACUGUCCAGAAGAUAGUUUUGAGAUGAACGGCAAAGGCUGUUACAACCACAUGUCAGGUUUCUGCUACGACGGCCAAUGUCCCAGCCUGCAUCAGCACUGCUGGAGGCUGUUUGGAGACGGAGCCAAAAUUGGGCCUGAUUUUUGUUUCAACCUGAACAGACAGGGUAUGGAAGGAACCAACUGUGGUGGAAACAAAUCCCGCUUCAUUCCCUGUUCUUCCUCGAAUCUGAAGUGUGGGUCCAUAUUUUGCACAGGAGGAGGUGAGUCGAUAACUGGUAAACGUGCAGGAUAUACCAUGUUUGGUGUGGAAUGCAAAGUGGCUGUGGAGGAUGAUAAGAGCAGAAACAUCGACAUGGUACCAUCAGGAACUGUAUGUGGAACAAAUAAGGUUUGUCUUGGCAACAGAUGUGUGGAUGUUUCAGUUUUUGGUAAGAAGGAAGAAUGUGCAAAGAAAUGCAACAACAAUGGGGUGUGUAAUCACAAGAAUCAAUGCCACUGUGAUCCGGGCUGGGCUCCACCUUACUGUGAAAUCAAAUAUGCUGAUUUACCUAAAGGUCGGAGUAUGAACGUAGCUGGAGUGUGUGCAGCUGUCUCCACCCUCCUGGUGAUCCUCCUGCUGAUAGUUGGGCUGCUGUACUGCAAAAAGAACAACAUCAAGGGCUACAUCUCCAGAAGGAAAAAGAAAUCUGCUCCCAGGAAGCUGAACCCAAAGUUCCAGGCAACGUGUGUCAAAGAAAGACCUGAGAUCGGCCAGCCCACUCUGGUGGAGUCCACAGUGUCUCUGAUCAACAGCCCUCUGGUUCUCCCUGUGGUGCCCAGCAGACCUGCUCCACCUCAGACUGGGUCACCGUUAGUUACAAAACACCAAAAACAGGACAUCGUUCUUCUUCAGCCUCCUCGGAAACCAACUUCAUUAGCAUCCACCUGCGAAUCCGAGUCGAGUAAAGAAUCUAAACCGAGUCUUCCACCAGUCCCACCAGUGAAACCCAGCCCUCUGCUGAUUCCUAGAAUCAAACCGAGUCCUCCUGCUCCUCCUCGGCCCCCGGCGAAGCCUCAACUCCAUAGACUCAUGUGAAAUUCUCAUCUAAUGGCUCGGUGAAGGAGGAUGUAAGGAGUCUGUCUAUCUGUGGAAUCAACACAGAUUAAAUGUCGGACUGAAGCUUUGGUGAGUGGAACUGGUUUCAGGAACAGAGACCAACAUCUGCACAGCUGCUGUAGAAGAGACUUUAGGUUUAUUUUUAUCCUUUCUGAUAAAUUCAGUGUGACAACUGAAAUGUUGAGCUGCAGUUUCAUAGGGUGUAAUGUAUUCAAUGUUCUCUCAUGAGCCGUUUUUUUUAUUGUUCUAUUGUUUUUAAAACAGCGUGAAGUUGAAUGACGUGCAAGUUCCUUUGGUGGAGGAGGCCAUUCAGAGAACAAAAGUAGAUCAAACUUUAGUAAACAAACUGGACUCCAGUUUCAAGUGUAGCUAACACAUGUUUUGGCCUCAGUUUGGAGAAACAGAGAUCAGUUCAGAUCAAACAGCCAAGUUACCAAAUAGUCACAAUGGGGCCAGUCAAAAAUGUCACAUCUGUUGGUGCAAAUGCUAUUUUUGAACCUUUACAUAAGCAUAGGGUUUAUAUUUCAUGAUUAUUCUGACAGAAUUAUUAAGGAAAUCCAGCAGAUUGACUUUUAACAUCAAAUGUCACCAUUUAUUGGUCAGUGUGGAAGCCCGUUGCUUCUUAAAAGAAAAAAGUACUGUGUCAAAAUUACAAGUUUCAGUUUAAAUUAUGACUAUUUCUCCUAAUAACAGCUUCAGACACAUGAGUGUCCUGGUGAAAUGAGCAGACACGAGCACACUGUUGGUUAGACCAAACUGUUUCACAUCUUUAAAAAAGAAAUGGUGGGCGUUUCUGAUUUGUUGCUCUGUCUAAAGCUGGAUUCCUGUGAUGCCUGACUUGGACAGCAAAAAGAAAAUGGUUUCUUUUUCAAACAUAAUUAAAGAAAAAUUGUAUUUAUUUUUAGAUUAUAACUUUAUGUUGAAUUUGGUUUUGGACAUACCAAUGCCUAAUGAUGUCCUCCAAAUAAUGUUUUUUUUUAAAUAACGUUUUACUUGAAAACUUUAAAAGGUACAUUUAGUAUCAAAACCUUUGCACACCUCAGAGAACCAAAUUGUCAUUUUAAAGGAGCUUUCCAUUUCUGUUUACGGCACUGGUGUUUCUAGACAUUUAAAGGUGUUGAACACUUCUUUGAUUAAAAAAUACUUUAUUAAUCCCAGAGGGAAAUUAAUUAAUACAUUUGCAGUGGUCCCUAUUGUAAGUUGGGGUGGGGGGCAGAAGCACCUGUUUUAGCACGAAGAUUUCAGCUGGAAGACAAAGUAGCUUCGGACGGCAGGAUUUGGAGCCUUAUUUCUUGAUAUUUGGACGUCUCACCUCUGAUUGGCUAACAGCAACGCAACCCUACCACUGACUCCGUUUACUCUGCAACACUGAUGUUUUAUCUCCACAAAUAACUCAAGCCUAGAGGAGUUCUGCUGUGUGGUGGAGUUAGCUUCUACUAGCCGAGACGUCCGCUGUUUCCUGGACGCUAAACCAAGAACAGCCUUCCCCGUCGUGAGUCAAGAUGGGUGAGUCCAUGAAUGUUAAGUGACAGUGUGACGUAGAUCUGUAAGGGUUUUCUAAUCCUAGAGUUUCACCGUCUAUUUUCUAUCAGAAGCUAAUGCAGGAGACAGAUGUAGGAGCCUGCAUGAAACGCUCAAAGUGAUUAUAAUUAGAAAUAAUCAUUAAAAAUUGUGUUUCAGUGUUCAACACCUUUAAUGGGAUAUUUUUGUCCUUUAAGUGACUCAUGUAAUUAUAUUUUCUUGCUCCUAAAAUGCAAACCUAUUUGGAAACCAGCUUUAAAUGUUAUUUGUGACUGAGAAUGUAAUAAGUUGGUGUAUUGCAACAAAUAAAGUGCACUUUAACCGUG